AUGAAUACUCCACCUUAUUAUAAUAAUAGUCAUCAUCACAAUAGUAGUAGUGGUAAUCAUUAUCAAUAUCAACAACAGAAUUUCUAUAAUCAACAAUCACCACAAUUUCAACAACAACAACACCAACAACACCAACAACAACAACAACAGAAUGCAAAUCAGUUAAAUGGAUUCGGUAGACCGUUGGAUUGUGAGGAUCAAUUGAUUCUUAGGUUACCGUUGAAUGUCGCCGAUCGAGUGAGACGUAUGAUCAAACAGAAACACUUUGAUGCACCGAUCGACGUUCAAUUCAAGAGUGAUCGUGCAAUGGUUUUCAAGAUCGGUGAUCAAGAGUUUGAUGCAUCGCUAUUCGAUCUACCCUGUAUAUUAGAAUCACACAAAACACUAGAUAAAACAACUUACUACAAGACCGCUGACAUCGGUCAAAUGAUAGAAGUCUAUGAAACACCGCAAUCAGACAGCAACAAUCAGAAUGAAAUACCAUCCGAUUAUAAAUCAACAAGUGGAAUCACACCGCCCACAAAAGAAAUCACAAAGAAAAGACAUAGAGAGUUAUCAAAAGAUAAAGUAACAGAGAUUGCAAAGAUUGAAGAAGAGUUGGUAAGGAUUAUUAAACCGGGAUAUAUUGAACAGGAGGAAGUUGAGUUUGUUACAAUGGAGGAGCUGACUGAACGUUAUGGAAGUGAAUUGUUUGCCAAUGCAACGAAUUCGACGGAACCUAUUAUUUUCGAGGAACGAGCUGACGAUCAAGUAACGCUGGAUGAGGACUCUGACGACGAUGAUAACAUGCCUAGUGAUAGUGAAAACAACCCAUUACACGAUAUGAUGACUAUAAAGAUAAAGACAUCGAAUCGAUCGUUCAAUAGACAUGUCGGAAGAUUCGGUGAUGAAGAUAUCAAUAUGAUGAAUGAAGACAGACCUCUUCCACCAGGUAAAAGAAGUCAACAACCACAACAGCAACAGCUACAACAAUCAGUGCCAUCACCACAAUCCAACAACAAUGUCAGCAAUCGUAAUAGUAUAUCAUCAUCGAAUCUCUUGGAUAGUGGACUAUCACCGUAUGGCACCGAGAAGAAGGAAAGAAAACCGAGAUGUGACAAAGGCAAGGAGAGAACCCAUAGUCCGGGUGACUUGAAGAUUAAGCUACCGAUUGGAUUGCACAACGAUGACAAUGAAUUCAACGAUGGAUUCAGAGUGCCAGAAGAGAGGAAAUCUGCAUUGUCACCUAGAGAUAUCUCAAUCAACUCACCGGAUAACGAUGACAAAAAGAGAAAGAGAAAAGAAAGAUUUGAUGAUCUCUCACCCACCUCAAGGAAUUCCUCCUCUUCGUCACAUCAUCACCAUCACAAAAAAGACAGAGAACAUCGUACCGGUGGUGAACAUAAAGAUAGAGAGCAUCGUCAUGGCGGUGAACAUAGAGACAGAGAUAGAGAAAGAGAUAGAGGUGAUAGAGGUGAUAGGGAUAGAGAAAAUAGAGGUGAUAGAGACAGAGAUAGAGAUAGAGAUAGAGAAAGAGAUAGAGAACAUCGUCAUAGUGGUGGUGAACAUAAAGAUGGAAAUAGAGACGAUGAACAUAGAAGAAAGAAGAGAAGAGAGAAAGAAGGUUUGGAAACAGAGUCAUUCUCCCCAACUUCUCCAUUCCAAAAUAAUAAUAAUGAUAAUAAUAAUAAUAAUAAUAGUAAUAACAAUAAUAAUACACCAACUUCAAAUAUAUCUAGUAGUACUACUCCCACAACAACUACUACCACUACUACUACUACUUCUACAUCAAAUCCACCUACAAUUACAAAUCCAUCGACACCAAUCGCAAAUAUUGGAUCACCAACACAACCACCUAUUAAAGUUGAAUCACCACCACAACUACCACAAACACCAAAGACACCAUCACAAUUCACCAAUAUUGCAAGUCCACUACCGUCUACACCACCUGUGCAAUCACCACAAAUUCCACCAUAUCCAAAGACACCACCAACCUCAAUGACAAUGUCCAGCGAAAUGGUUGCAUCACCGACCAACUCUCAGCCAAUGGAAUCAAUUGUACCACCAAGUGCAUCGUCAAACACCAACGAGCUGUUACAGGUUCGUUCAACACUCAGAAAAGUUCAACAAGAAGCAGACUCUCUCAAGAAGAAGGUCGACGAUUUACAAGCCAACUUUGCAUCGCUACCCAAUAAGAUUUUGAAAGAAAGACAACAAAAGAUCAUCGACAAACUCCAAAAAGAAUAUACCGAUAAACUUAAAGAUAUUGAAACUCUUAAUAGUGUAAUUAAAGAGUUGGAAGAAUAA
Messenger RNA from Heterostelium album PN500, 2286 nucleotides. RefSeq names its product transcription initiation factor TFIID subunit (gene taf7). NCBI's taxonomy places the organism in Eukaryota, Evosea, Eumycetozoa, Acytosteliales, Acytosteliaceae. The transcript has 3 exons. Gene Ontology annotation, biological process: transcription initiation at RNA polymerase II promoter; RNA polymerase II preinitiation complex assembly. Gene Ontology annotation, cellular component: transcription factor TFIID complex. The coding region runs from base 1 to 2286 and encodes 761 amino acids. Gene Ontology annotation, molecular function: RNA polymerase II general transcription initiation factor activity. The record is from RefSeq and is a predicted model, not a curated record.